Molecule: messenger RNA, 4081 nt
Organism: Grus americana (Whooping crane)
Lineage: Eukaryota; Metazoa; Chordata; Aves; Gruiformes; Gruidae
Gene: PTGER3
Product: prostaglandin E receptor 3
Exons: 2
Coding region: 85-1209 (374 amino acids)
Biological process (GO): adenylate cyclase-activating G protein-coupled receptor signaling pathway; intestine smooth muscle contraction; inflammatory response
Cellular component (GO): plasma membrane
Molecular function (GO): prostaglandin E receptor activity
Source: RefSeq, a predicted model, not a curated record
AGUGCUGCGCCUCGCCUCGCCCCGGUGCUCAUCGCCGCCAUGGGCCGGCCCCUCGGCGCCCCGCCGCCGCGGUAGUCCGCCGGGAUGAGCCGCUGGCCGCAGUGCCAGAGCGGCCCCAACGGCACGGAGCCCGGCGCCAUGCGGCAGCAGCGGGGCAACGGGACGGGGCGGGCGGCGGAGGGCUGCGGCGCCGUCUCGGUGGCGUUCCCGCUGACCAUGAUGAUCACGGGCAUCGUGGGCAAUGCCCUGGCCAUGCUGCUGGUCUCCCGCAGCUACCGGGCCAAGGAGAGCCGGCGGAAGCGGUCCUUCCUGCUGUGCAUCGGCUCGCUGGCGCUCACCGACCUGCUGGGGCAGCUGCUCACCAGCCCCAUCGUCAUCUCCGUCUACCUGUCCGACCGCGCCUGGGAUGUCGUCGACCCCUCGGGCCACCUCUGCACCUUCUUCGGCUUCAGUAUGACCGUCUUCGGCCUCUGCCCGCUCUUCAUCGCCAGCGCCAUGGCCGUGGAGAGGACGCUGGCCAUCCGCGCACCCCACUGGUACGCCAGCCACAUGAAGACGCGGGUGACAAAGACGGUGCUGCUCGGCAUCUGGCUGGCCGUGUUCGCCUUCGCCCUCCUGCCCAUCGCCGGCCUGGGCCAGUACAGGCUACAGUGGCCCGGCACCUGGUGCUUCAUUAGCACCGGCGACAGCCAUCUCACCGGGAGCCUCGUCUUCGCCUCCACCUUCGCCAUCCUGGGGCUCCUUUCCCUCGUGGUGACCGUGGCGUGCAACCUGGCCACCAUCGAGGCCUUGGUGUCUCGUUGUCGGACCAAAGCGACUGCAUCGCGCUCCAGCAAGCAGUGGGGGCGAAUCGCCAUGGAGACACUGAUCCAGCUCUUGGGGAUCAUGUGUGUCCUCUCAGCCUGCUGGUCACCGCUGCUGGUCACGAUGUUGAAGAUGAUCUUCAGCCACGCAUCGUUGGAACACUGCAAGCAAUUCUCCGGUGACGCCCAAAGCUCCGAACUGCACAGAGAAUGCAAUUUCUUCCUGACAGCCGUGCGCUUGGCCUCGCUAAACCAGAUACUGGAUCCAUGGGUUUACCUGCUGCUCAGAAAGAUCCUCCUCCAGAAGUUCUGUCAAGCAGCCAACGCUGUCUCCAAGUGCUCCAACAACGAGUGGAAAGAGAGAUCGAUCACCUUGUCAGAGGAAAUCCGACGGACAGCGGCGUGAAGGAACAUCCAGCCAUUUGCAUGGAAGCUGCUUUUGCCAACGAGCAGUUUUAAAUCUUACUGUGAAUUGGGGUGUCUGUAGCAGGUUAGCAUCCGCAUAAAUAGCUGAAAGUGAUAUUACAGAGUGGGCUUCUAGUGCCAAAUGAUUAUUUAUCCAAUGUGCCAAAAAUUCUCAAAUACAGAAGAAGGAAUUGGUUUUGUUUCUACAUUCCGUUGUUACCGCCAUUCGUAACUGAGCUGCAGAACAUGACGUUUUGCGUGCGUAAAAUAGAGUUUGGAGGGAAUUUUCUUGUGUUAAGGUAGAAAAAAUGGUUUUCCUAUCAGGGGACAGAUUCAGCAGAUUAAAUUACUGAAGAGAGCCACUCCUAUACAUGUUUUAAUACUCAGAUUAUCGCCUUCAGAGAGUCCUUCUUCCUCCAUUUUUCCAGAGGGACAAGGGGAGAAAGGGGCAAAAAAUCGAAGAAUUAAAGGAAGACAAACUUAGGAGACUUUAUUUGGAUUUCAGUGGCUUAAAACCGAAAAGGUUGUGUUGCACCGAUGAUGGUGCAUCAUUCUCCUUUGGGAGCCGAAGGUGGCACGAGUCUCGUGACACGUGGAUUUGUCCUGAUAAAUCCUCAUUCUGCGCGGAUGCUAAAGUAGGCUCAUGUGCCGAGGAGGCCGGAGCAGUGGGGCAAACAGCACAAGUGAGAAAUCCCGGGGGGGUUCAGGUAGCAGCCCGUGAAGUACCCAGGCAUAACAAGAAUUGCUGUUCGUAAAGCACACUAUAAAACUGCUCUGAGCAGAUGGAGAGAGUGCUAAACAGGUUGUAACAGACAGGAAAUGUUCUUCUUCCUCUAGAUUAAUGGCAAGGGUUUACAAAGCCCAAAAUACUGUUUUCGUAUGAGUUGUUUUAUUUGGAAAUGCACAUGUCCGGGAAUAAAAUGAACAUCGAAUGGUUUUUAAGUAAUGGGGAUGCCGCUCAAAACUUCUUCAUUACUAAAAUGCCCUACAAAGUGGCCAAAAUAGUACCCCAAGGUUCUUUCUUUAUUUCUUCUUUCCUCCAAAAAGACAAAUUUGGGAGAUAUGGCAGCUUUGGGAAUUUUUGAAAUAAAGCAGACAGAAGAGGUGGGUAGAAGUGUGUGCGUUAGUCAGGUCUUUCCCCCAAGUAACUUCCAGGUUUUAUUGGAGAACUGAGUUCUCAUCCAUCCGUGUCACAUCCAAAGUUUAUUUUUAAAAGGGCUACAUCUUUUCCUCGUUUUCUUCACCCAUUUGCAGAUGAUAGCCUCUGUCGUCUCCUGUUUCAUGGCCUUUUCGGUGAAAUUAGAUGCAAAUAGAAUAAAAUGCAAUCUAUCGUAUAGGUGUACACCAUGUACUAUGUGCCAUACAGUAUCACAUUCAGGGCCCCUAAAGGCAAAUGUAAUCCUGCAUCUCCUAGGAAUUCCUUGCACAGAACCUCUUUCAUUUCUCUUCCUUUGUUUAUAAAAGUAGCUACUCACUUUUCUUGUUCUGCUGCCGCGUUGUCUAAUUCCUUAUCUUCCUAUCAGUCAAACAAAAAUAAUUAAUCUGACAGCAGAAACCACUGUCUACAUAAAUCUAAUUUUAUCUGGGUGGCAUUCGAGCGCAACCUAACAGCUAAUGUCUGUCUUUUUAAUUCAAGAGCCAGCCUAAAACCAGAGGCACGUUUUGUAAGACACUGCCUGCUUUUUAUCAGUACUCAUCACCUUCUUCAAUUUAAUGAAAUAAAUUCCUUUUUCUGUUACUGUGCGUGAGCCGGUGUUGAGCACAACGACCGUGCGCGUCCACGUGUCGACGGUGCUGCUAGCCCCAGCUCAUUUACUGACCAGCACUUUGGGGAACACGCUGAAAUAAAAAUUUUACUCGUUCUUUUUGAAAAAGUGCCUUGCAGGAUUCAUGCUUUUUUAAAAAAAUUAUCUCAGAAUAUAAAAAGCCUGUUCUUCUGUCCAGAGCAUUCGUCUCGUUCAGUUUGUGUACAUCAGCUUUUCCAAACAAAUAAACAAAUCCGGUCGCUUGUAAAAUAUGUCAGGAUGACCUUAACAGCCAGACUGAAUCGCUCUCGGUCAGGACCUCUCUGAGCGGCGGCACUUGCAGAGCGCACAGCUCCUCCGGGAUGCUGAGCGGGACGCACGGAGCGCCGCGAGGACGUCGGGAUGGGACUCAGCCCGGCCCCUCUGAGCAGCUCUGCGGGGCUGGGUGCCAUUCUUCCCGCGGGCGGUCGCUCAGGUAUGUGGGCACGGGGCACGGCUCACGCACGGAGACGGCUGCGGGCAGGGACCCGCAUCCGGCGCUGGAGGAACCGUCUGUGGGCUGGUGGUCCCUCAGUGUCGGGGUGGUCCCGCUUCAGUUCACUGCAAAUCAUUCGGUGAGGCCAUGCCUUUUUUUAGUGAAACAGGACACUUUUACGUUUGGGAAAAAGGCAGUUCUGCCCAUCUGGGGGUGCGGUAAGGUGAAGAGGUUACUUUAAGUAUCAGAAAAUGGGAAGGAAUGUCUGCUUUCAAAUUGUUUACAGAGGAGGGGUUGAAGCACUAUUUGCCAGCCAUGGCUGCCGUAACGGGACGCGGCUGGGGGAACGCACUUUCACAAACCAAUUCAAAGAGCUUAAGCGUAAAUGAAAGCUUUUAUUUCCCAUUUCCUUGUCUGAGUGGGAAGGUGUAUUUUUGUUGCAUUUCUUCAAAGAUGCCUUCGAUGUGAUGUAUUUAAAUUCCACUACAGCAGCGUUUCUAAUACUGGGUUUAAUAUGUUGUACUUCUGUCAAAGAUGUUAUGGGAACCGUAGCAUAUGGAAAACCGAUUUUGAGAUCAUUGUUCACCUUAAAAACUAGCUUGUUCGUGUACCAAAUCCAUGUGUGUUGCAUCAGUCAGAAUAAAAGUUCGGCA